Cebus imitator (Panamanian white-faced capuchin) is the source of this 2326-nucleotide messenger RNA. It is a transcript of the gene MPP3, whose product is annotated as membrane palmitoylated protein 3. Gene Ontology annotation, molecular function: protein binding. Bases 177 to 2060 code for a protein of 627 amino acids. The transcript is spliced from 20 exons. The record is from RefSeq and is a predicted model, not a curated record. Gene Ontology annotation, cellular component: plasma membrane; cell-cell junction. Lineage: Eukaryota; Metazoa; Chordata; Mammalia; Primates; Cebidae.
GGCGGAGCCAGCGGCGGCCCAGGCUCGGGGCACCCGCGCGGCUCCCGGUCGCGGAGCACACAACCCGGCGCGACUAGGUUCCUUCGGAGAGCGAGCGGGAGUCGGUGCGCGGCCGCCUGCGGGGAGCAGCCGAGGAAUCUGCAGGGAGAGGUCGGGACGUGUGGACGGACACCAGCAUGCCCGUGCUGUCGGAGGACUCUGGUUUGCAUGAAACCCUGGCCCUGCUGACCUCCCAGCUCAGACCUGACUCCAACCACAAGGAAGAGAUGGGCUUCCUGAGGGAUGUUUUCAGCGAAAAAAGCCUCAGUUACUUAAUGAAGAUUCACGAGAAGCUUCGCUAUUACGAAAGGCAAAGUCCAACCCCAGUUCUGCACAGUGCUGUGGCCCUUGCUGAGGACGUGAUGGAGGAGCUGCAGGCCGCCUCCGUGCACGGUGAUGAGAGAGAGCUGCUCCAGCUGCUCUCCACUCCGCACCUGAGGGCUGUGCUCAUGGUACAUGACACGGUUGCCCAGAAGAAUUUUGACCCCGUUCUCCCACCUCUGCCUGAUAAUAUCGAUGAGGAUUUUGAUGAGGAAUCGGUGAAGAUCGUCCGCUUGGUGAAGAACAAGGAACCCCUGGGUGCCACCAUCCGGCGGGACGAGCACUCAGGGGCUGUUGUGGUGGCCAGAAUCAUGCGAGGAGGCGCAGCAGACAGGAGUGGCCUGGUCCACGUUGGAGAUGAGCUCCGAGAAGUGAACGGGAUUGCAGUCCUGCACAAGCGGCCCGAUGAGAUCAGCCAGAUUCUGGCCCAGUCCCAGGGAUCCAUCACCCUAAAAAUCAUCCCAGCCACCCAGGAGGAAGAUUGCUUAAAGGAGAGCAAGGUGUUCAUGCGUGCCCUCUUCCACUACAACCCUCGGGAGGACCGGGCCAUCCCUUGCCAGGAGGCGGGCCUGCCCUUCCAGCGCAGGCAGGUCCUGGAGGUGGUGAGCCAGGACGACCCCACAUGGUGGCAGGCCAAGCGAGUCGGGGACACCAACCUUCGAGCCGGCCUCAUCCCCUCAAAGCGGUUCCAGGAGAGACGACUGAGCUACCGGAGAGCUGCGGGUACCCUGCCGAGCCCUCAGAGCCUCAAGAAGCCCCCCUAUGAUCAGCCUUGUGACAAAGAGACCUGUGACUGUGAGGGCUACCUCAAAGGGCACUAUGUGGUAGCAGGAGGAGGUUGGGAGAAGUCAGUGGGACUCAGUUCCAUCUCCAGGUCUGGCCAGGUAGAAAAAGUCUCUACUGGGAGAUCCUGGGACAAAUGCCAUGGUGUCCCUCUGCCCCCCUCCCAAGCUGGUCUUCGGAGGAGCUUCCGGCUGGGCUGUAGAGAGAGACUGGGUGGCUUGCAGGAAGGGAAGAUGUCCUCUGGAGCUGAGUCUCCAGAGCUGCUGACUUAUGAGGAGGUGGCCAGGUACCAACACCAGCCCGGAGAGCUGCCCCGCCUGGUGGUUCUGAUCGGGUCUCUGGGAGCCCGACUGCACGAGCUGAAGCAAAAGGUGGUGGCCGAGAACCCACAGCACUUUGGCGUUGCUGUUCCACAUACCACCAGGCCCCGAAAGAGCCAUGAGAAGGAAGGAGUGGAGUAUCACUUUGUGUCUAAGCAAGCAUUCGAGGCCGACUUACAUCACAACAAGUUCCUGGAACAUGGUGAAUAUAAGGAAAAUCUCUAUGGAACCAGCCUGGAGGCCAUUCAGGCUGUUAUGGCCAAAAACAAAGUUUGUUUGGUGGAUGUGGAGCCGGAAGCACUGAAGCAACUGAGGACCUCAGAGUUUAAACCCUAUAUUAUAUUUGUAAAGCCUGCAAUUCAGGAAAAAAGACAGACGCCACCUAUGUCCCCAGCUUGUGAGGACACGGCAGCCCCACUUGAUGAGGAGCAGCAAGAGAUGGCCGCUUCUGCCGCCUUCAUAGACCAGCAUUACGGGCACCUGGUGGACGCCGUGCUGGUGAAGGAGGAUCUCCAGGGUGCCUACAGCCAGCUCAUAGUGGUCUUAGAGAAGCUGAGCAAGGACACUCACUGGGUACCUGUUAGUUGGGUCAGGUAACUUUAUCCUGGAACAUCCAAGCUGGACGGGACCUUGAAGAUCAUCUAGUCCAGCCUCCUUCCUUUUACCAUCAAGGAAUCUCGAGUGCAGAGAGGGGCAGGAUUCUCCACAAAUUCCAUCACUGAGAAGAGCAUAAGUGGGAAGUCUUGUUUGUUGUUGGGUUUUGUCUGUUGUUUUUCACUGCACCUCUUUGGAUCAUGAUUUGAAAGGGGCAUAUCAGAAAACACAUUUCACUCAUUAAAGUAUCACAGGCAAGCUGACCCUGA